GAGGACAUCGACCAGGCAUAAAAUGUUUGACUUCCAUCCAUCCCUCCGAUCCACUCAGAACAGUCGACAUCACCCUUGGGUGCGGACUUUUUUUUACUUUGAUCUGGUUCUUGACGAACUCCUUUUUUUAAUCCGUUGGCUUUCUUUCGGGCCCUUGGUUUGGAUACGUUUUAAUAAAACCUAACUUUGAUUGUGCUGUUGCUGCUGCGUUGCUGAACUGUCGAGGCAACCUGUUACCCCACCGGAGACGGACUUACAGACAUCCACACACACACACGCACACACCAGACUAGAACAACAAAGUCGACUGUACAAAAGCAGAAAGAAAAAGAAGAGAGGAGUUUGUGCAGAACUGCCUGACAGCGUGUCAGGGGGCAUGGCAGCAUUAACAGGAGGCUUAACCAGGAUGAUGCGACCCACCCCACACCAGAACUACCCCCGCGGAGGGUACUCACUAGAAGUCUCCACUCCGUUAGGACAAGGGAGAGUGAACCAGCUCGGCGGGGUCUUCAUAAACGGCCGACCCCUCCCGAACCACAUCCGCCACAAAAUCGUGGAGAUGGCGCAUCACGGCAUCCGACCGUGCGUCAUCUCUCGCCAGCUCCGCGUGUCCCACGGCUGCGUCUCCAAGAUCCUGUGCCGGUACCAGGAGACGGGCUCCAUCCGACCGGGGGCCAUCGGGGGCAGCAAGCCCAAGCAGACGUCGUCUCCAGACGUCGACAAGAAAAUCGAAGAUUAUAAAAGAGACAACCCCGGAAUGUUCAGCUGGGAAAUCAGAGACAAACUCCUGAAAGACGGCAUCUGCGACAGAAACACAGUUCCCUCCGUAAGCGCAAUCAGCCGCAUCAUGCGCUCCAAGUUCGGGGGAAUCUGUGAGGAUGAAGAGGAUGAUGAUGAAAUCGAGAAGAGAGAGCUGGAGGAGAACGAGCGGCGCGCGAAGCACAGUAUCGAUGGCAUCCUGGGAGACAGAUGUAAGUAACCACAUGUUUCAUUACCCCAGCCUUACCCGAACCG
Messenger RNA from Gadus chalcogrammus (walleye pollock), 1014 nucleotides. Its product is annotated as paired box protein Pax-3-like. Gene Ontology annotation, molecular function: DNA-binding transcription factor activity, RNA polymerase II-specific; RNA polymerase II cis-regulatory region sequence-specific DNA binding. Bases 377 to 979 code for a protein of 200 amino acids. The record is from RefSeq and is a predicted model, not a curated record. Gene Ontology annotation, biological process: regulation of transcription by RNA polymerase II; anatomical structure development. The transcript is spliced from 4 exons. Lineage: Eukaryota; Metazoa; Chordata; Actinopteri; Gadiformes; Gadidae.